CAUUUUCGUAACACCAAUGAGCGAGGGUAGAGAGAUUGCCAUAUAAAAUCCCUCAACCCUCGGAAGCUAGGGUUUUGCAUAGCCGCCCAACUGAAGAGCUCAUUCCUUCUCCUCGAUCAGCCGUAACCAUGCCGAAGCAGAUUCACGAGAUCAAGGAUUUUCUAUUGACUGCGAGGAGAAAGGACGCGAGAUCUGUGAAGAUCAAGAGGAGCAAAGAUGUGGUCAAGUUCAAGGUCCGAUGCUCAAAGUAUCUCUACACUUUGUGUGUUCAUGAUGCCGAGAAGGCUGACAAGCUCAAGCAAUCGCUUCCUCCAGGUUUGACCGUCCAAGAUCUUUGAAGCCACAUGAAAAGAGUUGCUUGAUUGUUGCCUUGGCCUUUACCAUCUUCGACGCUGAGUAUAAAUGUUUUAUGGAGCACUUUUAUUUCUUCCUCGGAACAAAUUUUACCUACUGUAAUGUUAGAGAAAACUUGUAAUGAGCAAUUUUUGUGGCAUUUUUUGAAGUUUAUGAGCAAGAUUGGUUUACAGUAAAGCCUUUAAAUGAUUGGUAUGAAUCUCUUAUUACUCGGUAAUUUUAAGGUGGUUA
Molecule: messenger RNA, 585 nt
Organism: Asparagus officinalis (garden asparagus)
Lineage: Eukaryota; Viridiplantae; Streptophyta; Magnoliopsida; Asparagales; Asparagaceae
Product: 60S ribosomal protein L38-like
Exons: 3
Coding region: 129-338 (69 amino acids)
Biological process (GO): protein-RNA complex assembly; translation
Cellular component (GO): ribosome; cytosolic large ribosomal subunit
Molecular function (GO): structural constituent of ribosome
Source: RefSeq, a predicted model, not a curated record